Necator americanus (New World hookworm) is the source of this 2529-nucleotide messenger RNA. RefSeq lists its product as uncharacterized. Gene Ontology annotation, molecular function: protein binding. The transcript has 19 exons. Lineage: Eukaryota; Metazoa; Nematoda; Chromadorea; Rhabditida; Ancylostomatidae. The record is from RefSeq and is a predicted model, not a curated record. Bases 1 to 2529 code for a protein of 842 amino acids. Gene Ontology annotation, biological process: cell-cell adhesion.
AUGAAACGAAGACGAAUCCACAUCACUUAUGUUGCGCUGCUAGUUGUCGCUCGCUUUGCCCACGCUAUUGAUGACCCAGCCAGGCUUGUGGUCCGACCAGACUCGUCCGCUGUGGCUUCAGAUUCAAGGAUCAGCUUUUUCUGUCGAGCAGAUGGUAAUCCGCUGCCCAAUGUUGUAUGGAAGAUCAACGGGAAGCCUCUUUCGAACUCUAGAUUUAUCGUGAAGUCGCUGCCCACAGGCUUAUCCACUCUUCGCAUCGAUCCAGUUCUUGCCUCUGACAACCAAACCACAGUAUCCUGCUCAGCCGAUAACGGUGUAGCCAACCCCGUGGUGGCGGAUGCAGUGAUCACUGUGUUGGACAAAGCGGAUCUCCCGUCCGGCUUCCCCAUCGUCGACGCUCAUCCGACGCUUAAGUCCGUAGAGCAGGGUCGAACCGCACAUGUCACUUGUCGGGUUCGAGGUGAUCCACGGCCUAAGGUCUUAUGGCUGCGUGAUCUCGUCCCUAUUGACAUCAGAGCUGAAGGGCGCUAUUCCGUCUCUACUAUGGGGAAUCCAGGUGCUCUGAUGAUACAGCAAGCACGAGAGGAAGACCAGGGAAAAUACGAAUGUGUGGCAAGGAACAGCUUCGGCGUUGUGCACUCAAAGGCGGCUCAUCUUUACGUGAAAGGUGUGGUUGGCCGUGUGCUCGUUCAGUUUGAUAUCUGUCACUCAUUAUGGACAGUUUUGAUGUUACUAAAUGGCCAUGAACAUUACAUUAUGUUGUCGCUUCUGCUGAGCGGACAUCAUGCGAGCGCGUUCUUGACCCAUACCUUACCUCUACACCUUUUUGGUGUCGACACCGCUAAUAACUCCAGCGAUUCGGUUCGCCGAGUUCCGCCCUAUUUCUCCUACAAACUCGAGAAAAUUUAUCGGAUCGGAGCUGGUGGAAGUGUGAAUCUGACGUGCGUCGCCGUUGGAUUUCCCAUGCCUCGAGUGUUCUGGAAGAAAAGCGACGAUGUUGUGCUGAGCGAUCCAGCAACCGCUCCGAUCGGGAAGAACGUGCUCACGCUUACAAACGUUGAGCAGUCGGAGAAUUUCACCUGUGUCGCUGUUAGCAAACUGGGCAACAUAGAAGCGACAACACUAGUGGAGGUUAAACCCCUUCCACCACCACCACGUCAUUUCCAAGUGUCCACAGUCACAAGCGACACUGUGACACUCACAUGGGAGCGUCCUGUUCUAACAGAACCCGCAGUGGAGUAUCUCAUUAAAUACCGGCAGAAAUAUGCUGAUUCCAAUGGUGUGAAGAAAUGGAAAGUGAGCCAGUCGGAAACCAGCACAACAAUCCCAGAUCUGGAACCUUUCCAGCUGUACGAAUUUGUCAUCGCCACUGUAGGAGAUUUCGGGGAAGGCCCUAGCUCGAUCCCAAAAGAGGCACAAACUGCGGAGGCAGCUCCCGGAAGCCCUCCGACUAAGGUGCAAGCACGAAGUCUCAACCGCGACUCAGUACUCGUGAAAUGGAGUCCCAGCGAGAAACCGAACGGAAUGAUUACCGGCUAUCGCAUCUUCUACACAAAUAAUGAUCGAUCAUCCCCUAUUGCUUCUUGGGAAAUGCAUGAGACCAAAUCGGACGAGCUGAUGGCAACCUUAUACGGCUUGGAGAUGGAUAAACGCUACUAUGUCGUAGUUCAAGCGCGCAAUGCGCAGGGAUCGAGUCCCAUGAGCGCCGUGGUAACUGUCGCUACCAAACCUGGCACACCCGGUCAACCUAUGUCACUCGCAGCCAAGCCUCUGGACUCACGAAGAGUGCAAUUGUCCUGGGAAAAGCCACUAUUCUCUCUGCCAGUCACAGCUCGAUGUUGUUUUGCAAAUUCUCCAAAUCCACUGGAACAACCUGAAUGUGUUACCUGUACAUUACGUUCUCAUGCCUGUAACACGGCAGUAUGCGAUUGUCAUCCGAGCUGUUCAGGGUACGUGAUAUGGUUCAACGGGACAGGCGGCGAAAAAGAACUCACACUGACGUCACCUCACGAGAAACACACCGUUAUGGGUCUUCAUCCGAAUACCAGCUAUGGAUUCAAAGUUGCUGCAAUUUCUGCAAGAGGUAAUGGAGAAUUCUGUGAACUGGUGUUCACUACUACUCCGCCAUCAACUCUCACGGGAUCUCCACGCCUGAUCAACGUCACCGCCACCUCCUCAUCUGUUCUGCACGUCUCCUGGCUGCAACCGGAAACAACCCAUCAAAUUGUGCAAUAUCGCAUUCAGUAUCGUAUUGUGAACAGUGAAAAUGUCACUUCGGCCGCUAUCACAUCAAGCUACGAGGAGGACGGUGAUGAGGAUGUUCCUGAUACAAUAACACCCCUGAUCUACAGUAUGCUUGUGAACGAUAGUGAAGCAACAGCAGCGAAUAUCACUUCACUACAACCAUUCACCAUCUAUGAGGUUACGGUUGCUGCAGCUACAGAACUCGGCUAUGGUCCCGAAAGUAACCCAGUGCGCAGACAAACGCUUGAAGAUGAUGACAACGAGGAUCUGCUUCCCGGUAAGUAA